Styela clava is the source of this 2475-nucleotide messenger RNA. RefSeq names its product NXPE family member 4-like. Lineage: Eukaryota; Metazoa; Chordata; Ascidiacea; Stolidobranchia; Styelidae. The record is from RefSeq and is a predicted model, not a curated record.
AGUAUCACUUACAACCGGAAAUUAUAUUUGAGUUAACAGUCAUGAAUAAGGAACAACUUGUGCGCUUAUUAUUACCACUGAACGCCCUUGUAAUAAUUUUAUUUGUUUAUAUAAACUCAGACAUGGAUAUGAUGCAUUCUGAGGAAUCAGUCAACGACAAGUACAUGCACUUCGAAACAAUUUUGUCGGCGAAGGGCAUCAGGAGCGUUGAAGACAUCGGGUCUUUUAAGAAGAAGAAAAGUAAAAAAUUUCAUGAAAACGAUAAUUUUUCUGAUCCGUUGAAACAUUUGCAAAACGAUUCUCCAAAAAAGCAUAAAAAAUCACAACCUAGCGAAUCAUUUUUGUCUAAGAUGAAAGCAAAAUCACGCGCCUCGAUAGUAAAUGGUGCAGAAGUAUCUAAAUUCCUAGGAAUACGUAUCGACGCUAAAUUAACAGAAACCAAAACAAAAAAGAAAUCGAAUGAAGCGAAACAUCAUGUACCUCGUCUCAGCGAUGAAGAUUUUAAUAAAUUCAAACAGCUUCAUGUCCGUAAUGGGGAAUGGAUACGAUUGUUUCCACAUAUUUUAAAAAGUAUUGAAAGCAUUGAAGCUCUCGAUCACUUUCCAACCUUUGAGGAAACAACAUCAGCUGAUCAUUCCAUAGUGACGUGCAGGCAACGUGAAGUCACAUUUGGAGAAACUGUAAAACUACACAUUCAAGCAAGAGAUUACACUAACAAAGAAAAACGUUAUGGCGGCGAUUACUUUCGUGUGAUCCUGCAGAGGCCAUCAUUUGAAGGUGAUGGAGUUAGUUGCACAAUCACUGAUAAUACAGAUGGAACGUAUGAAGCCGAAUGUCCGUUAGUGUGGACUGGGAAGGCUCGUGUUACUGUUACCAUGGUUAAUCCCAGCGAAGUGACAUAUAUGUCUAUGGCAAGGACUAACGCACACUCAGAAGCAUAUCUGACGAUGAAAACAUCAUUUAUUAACUCUAAAGGAGAAACUGAAUAUGCUAUUUGUGAUAUGGAUUUAUCGAACAGAUUCAAAAAAUCAGAGAUAUGCGAUCAUUCCCACCCAAAGACUGGUGAACCAUGGUUUUGCGCCAAACCGCCAUCUGGCGAAUGCAACCCCAUAGCAUCUCAAGGACACCGAAAAUUUGAGAAAAAAAUAUUACCUGGAGAUAAAUAUUUUAAUCGCAAACUUAAUUCUGAUAAAGAAAUUGGUAAAUCUGGGUUUACUAUAUCCAUUGCAAAAAUAACGACAACUUCAAAUGACGAUGCUAAUUCAAAACACGUUCCAAACCAGUUGCCUUGCAGCUAUAACAAAAGGGAAUUACAUGUUCCGUUGAAUCCUGCUGAAGCCACAGGAUAUAUUCAUCAAGGCAAAUGGAAAUCUCUGGAAUGCAACAACACUGUAACAGAUCAAAAGUGGACAACCUGUUUAAAUCGCAGUGCCAUCCACGUUAUGGGCGAUUCGACUAUUUUGGCCUUUUAUCGCGCUAUUCUAAUAAGGGUACACGGUCGACCUGGGGUGGAUCGAAUAAUAAGUUGGGCGAAACCGCAUGAAGGGUUUUCUAAUCGUACUGACACAAUUCUUCACUUUACGUCACACGGGCAUCCUUUUCAUGCAGAAGGCCCGCCUGAAGCCCGAAUGUACAUUUACGAUGCGUUGGAUAAGAUUGUUGAUGUCGGACGCCCAACUUAUGUUGUUUUCGGCCUUGGGGUACAUUUCGGACGGUUACAUCCAGAUAUUUAUCUGAAGCGUGUUAAAUAUAUUAAAAGAUCAGUGUUACGAUUACGGAAGCGAGUCCCAGAUGUAAAAAUAUUUAUUUUGGGAUUACAUUCAAACUGGCCGUGGAUUUUUCAACCGUCAUCCUUUGUGCCAUAUCGACAUGAAGUGCUGCUUCGAAAUGAGUUCCGAAAAUCUGAAAAUGUUACCUUUGUUCCUUUCUGGGAUAUGUUGGAGAUUCUUGGAAAUAAAGCUCCACACCCAGAUGGAAAAAGUUUUGAUCAAGAGCUUGAGCUGUUGUUUUCUUACAUGUGCAAAAAUUGAUUUUUAAAUAUGCAUUUAUUUAUCGCCUUUUGCCUAAUUGUUUUAUUUAUUUUAUCUUAGAUAGCGCUUAAUACGAGAAUUGUACGGGAAUAAUAUCAAUUUAUGCGGUUGUGUUGAUUGAUGAUGUUAAAAACCAAAAUUUAAUAUCAAAAUCCUUACGACCAACGUUUUUCAAUUUGAAACGUCUCGAAUAUUUUAUACCUUACAAUCUUUUACUAUUUAUUAAAAUUUCUUUCAGUUGACAUAACAUAUGUUAGUAGUAUGAUUAUAUCAUCUCGACAGUCAAGCGGUAUCAUUGGGUUUUUAAACUCUGGAUCUCUAAUGAGCUGACGGAUCUGAGGACCGUCAAAGAUGCCAGACAACCUGGAACGAUUUUCCGUCAGUAAUCCUGGUAACUGAAUAACACCUGCGCAGAUAUAUGGUCGAAGCGAAAUUCUGAAUACUU